This is a messenger RNA of Drosophila ananassae, 1354 nucleotides long. Its product is annotated as peptidyl-prolyl cis-trans isomerase FKBP2. The record is from RefSeq and is a predicted model, not a curated record. The transcript is spliced from 2 exons. NCBI's taxonomy places the organism in Eukaryota, Metazoa, Arthropoda, Insecta, Diptera, Drosophilidae. Gene Ontology annotation, molecular function: peptidyl-prolyl cis-trans isomerase activity. Gene Ontology annotation, biological process: protein peptidyl-prolyl isomerization. Bases 86 to 499 code for a protein of 137 amino acids.
GACAAGGUUGGUUUUUAUUAUCUUAUGGCCACACUGAACUCUUCUUGAUUGAGUCAAUUUUGUGUUAUUUCUUUAAACAAUAAAUAUGAAGAUUACUUGCCUUUUCCUUAUCUCGGCUUUCGUGGCUGUCGCCAUGGCUGAGCCAAAGGUUACCAUUGGGGUCAAGAAACGCGUAGAGAACUGCACCCGUAAGGCCAAAAGCGGUGACUUGGUACACGUCCAUUAUAAAGGAUCUUUGCAAGAUGGCACGGAGUUCGACAGCAGUCACAAGCGCGGCACACCCUUCUCCUUCACUCUGGGCGCCAAGCAGGUGAUUAAGGGCUGGGACCAAGGACUCCUGGGAAUGUGCGAGGGCGAACAGCGAAAGCUGACGAUUCCGCCGGAAUUGGGAUACGGAUCAACUGGUGCCGGUGGCGGAAAGAUUCCGCCUAACGCAGUGCUUAUUUUCGACGUGGAGAUGGUGAAAAUAGAACCGCGCGCUGGAUCCGAAGAGCUGUAGAGAAGUAGAGAAGUGGCAUUCCAUUAUAAGCUUACUUUUUUAUUUCAAAAAACAAAUUUGAUGUAACUCUUUUUAUACCCUUGCAGAGGGUAUUAUAAUUUUGGUCAAAAGUGUGCAACGCAGUGAAGGAGACAUCUCCGACCCUAUAAAGUAUAUAUAUUCUUGAUCAGGAUCACCUCCUGAGUCGAUAUGAGCAUGUCCGUCUGUCCGUCUGUCCGUCUGUCCGUUUCUACGCAAACUAGUCUCUCAGUUUUAAAGCUAUCGAGUUGAAACUUUGCACACACCCUUCUUUCCUUUGCAGGCAGUAUAUAAGUCGGAACGGCCGGGAUCGGUCGACUAUAUCCUAUAGCUGCCAUAUAACUGAUUGAUCGGAAAUGCCAUAACUUUGGUGUUUUUUAAGUUAGAGGGUUGGGACUUUCCACACAUGUUAUAUUUGACCAAAAUAUCUUGUGUGCAAAAUUUCAUAAGGAUCGGCCGACUAUAUCCUAUAGCUGUCAUAGAACGAUCGAAAUUGGCAUAACUUUGGUGUUUUUUAAGUUAGAAAGAUGGGAUUUGGUACAGAUUACUCUUUUGGCAAAAUAAUUCGAUAUGCCAAAUUUCAUAAGGAUCGGCCGACUAUAUACGAUCCGCUAUAUAUCUAAUAAUAUAAGAUGCGUGGCGCCACCUAGCGGACUGCGACUGAACUGCAAGGGUAUAUCAACUUCGGCUCCGCCCGAAGUUAGCUUUCCUUUCUUGUUUUGUAAAAAUUUCUGUAAACGCAUGUAAGAAAUGAAUAUAUUUAAGGGUGAAUAAAAUGAAGCCCUUCGAUUCCAACUCCCAUUAAUAAAAUAAGCAAUUCAAAUUUCAUUUACUAAA